Molecule: messenger RNA, 3072 nt
Organism: Callithrix jacchus (white-tufted-ear marmoset)
Lineage: Eukaryota; Metazoa; Chordata; Mammalia; Primates; Cebidae
Gene: PRR9
Product: proline rich 9
Source: RefSeq, a predicted model, not a curated record
GGGAAAGGCCUUGACAUCACACAGGGGCCACGAGUGACUGAAAGCAGAAAUUACUAAACUCAGUGAUGGAGAAUUCCUUGUUUUCUAGGACACAGGAGAGUUGCUUUAUCUCUUCAACAGCAUUCUGAGAAAAGAUGAAAAACACAAGGAGGGGGAGAAUUGAAUGGAAGAGACGAAAAAAGAGGAGGAAUAAAGGAUGAGUCUCCCCAUCCUACACCUACUCGCCCAGUUCCCAGCUGCCCCAAGUGACUUUGUCUCUUCAGAUAUACAGCGGGGUGUCCCAAGUCCUUCCACACCCAGGCCUCUCUCUCCUGCCAGGAUACCAAUGGGGCUCAUGGUGAUGUCACAUUCACCUCUGAGAACCAGUCUCAAAAGCCAAAAAUGCCUGUGGUCUUUCUAGCUUACCUUUAAAAAUUUUUCAGGUAUCAAGCAUCCAAAAUCUAGAUAAACAUUUGAAGGCAUUUCAGAUUUUAGUCAAAUAUUUUUCUUAAGAAAUGACUUAAACCUACUCCUGCAAGUUAAGAGAUUAAACGUAACUUCAAAUUAAGGGGAAAGGAGCAUCAUCAUAAUUAAAGUCCCUUGAAUUUGGUCAACUUCAGCAAGCAAACACGGAAACACCACUCUGUGGAACUGAGGGCUUCUUUCGAAAUAAAUCUUUUCCCGUUUUCAAUUAAAUGAGAUUUUCCUCUACUCCCAGCUCUCCCACAUCCACCCUCGUCAUUCCCUCAUUAAUACAUUCGUUCCUUCAAUAAUCAUGUAUCUUUCAUCAUCUUCUGCUUACUGCACCAGUGGCCUAGUACCUAUCCUCUAGGAACCUGUAACCCAGGAAAAAACAAGAUCUACGUAUAAAUACCUGGAGAGUCCUAAUGUCAACAGUAAAUGUCAUAUGAAUACAAACAAUAGAUACCCUGGGAAUCAUAAAGAGGCGGACUCCUUUCUGGUUUAGAAUCAGGAAAGGCUCUCAGAGGGUGGUAGGCACGAGUGAAGCUUUGAAGAAGGCUUAGGAUUUCCACAGGCACAGGGAGAACGUAGCAGGUAAAAAAAAUAACAGCCCAAACUAAGAGGUAGAGAAAACUGGGUGUGUUUGCUUUGAAACUUUUCCUUUCAUCCCCCGGCUUUAAUAGACCUGAGUCCUAAGAAAACAUUUUCCAGAAGACAAAGAGACAGGCUAGCUUUGCUCCAGCCUGUUCUCCUGGUCACUGUGGAAACUGUGAGUAAGCCCACUUUCAGAAGGGUGUCACAAAUCAAGGUUGAGAAGAUGAAGAUUGCCUUCUCCUUCCUCUCUCUCCCCCUUCACCCCACUUCACAACCCAAGAGUAACAAAUGAACCCCUCAAGACCACCGUGCGGGAAAAUCAUGCAAUUUCCCUCAAGACCACCAUGCGGGAAAAUCACUCUCUUCAGCAGGCCAAAGGCCUUUUGUUUGCUUGCCAUCUUCCUUGCAUCUGAAGGGUGACUUUCUAGGCUUGAUGAAGAAGUGUCUGCAACAGGCCGUGCAAAUCCUCGACCCAGAGAGGCCCAAGGCCUUCGGCAUAAAGUCGUCCCAUUGGUGAAGAUGAGAUGAGCAAGGUGGAUCUUAUCUCUCACCAUAUCCUGAACCAGUCUGAGCCGACAAGGAAUCCUGGUUUGACAGACUGAGAUAACAUUUUAUGAACAUUCUUUUCCUGCUGCCUCUGAUGAGAGAGAUCUGAGGGGCGCCCCUCCCUGCUGAGGUCUGGUGAGGACCCACAGGCCAAAAUGCAGUCUGAUUAAAAGGCAUCCCAAGCAGUGACUCAAACCAUCGGCGAUUUCAAAGGAAGCUUGUUAUGGUGACUCCACACUUAGUACCACAGACCACGUGGCCAGGCAGUCCCGCAGGAGGCUGGACCAAGCACCAUAUAAAAGUCCCACCUUGCUGGGCUGCACCGUCCAUCGCCUUUGUUGAGUCUCGUUGAAGAUCAGGCUCUUCAAAUCGCCCUAGGAUGUCCUUCAGUGAGCAGCAGUGCAAGCAGCCAUGUGUGCCCCCUCCAUGCCUCCAGAAGACCCAGGAGCAGUGCCAGGCAAAGGCUGAGGACGUGUGCCUCCCCACAUGCCAGGACCCCUGCCAGGACAAGUGUCCGGUGCAGGCCCAGGACGUAUGUCUUCCUCAGUGCCAGGAAUUAAGUCAGGGAAAAUGCCCAGAGCAAGGCCAAGGUCCAUGCCUACCCCCGUGCCAAGGUCAACAUCCACCUCAGUGUGUAGAGCCGCACCAGGAGCUAUUCCAGACAACAUGUGUGGAAGCUUGCCCUCAGAAAGCCCAGGAGGAGUGCUCACCCCCUGGCAAGGGAAAGUAGCUGCUCAUAUGUCAUCUGGGGUCAGGAAGACGGCCAGCCGACGAAACCCUGACCCCAGCCCAUGCUCCGGUGACCUUCUUCUGUGGGUACCUCUGUGUGCAAUGUACCUUCUUGCCUCCUGGCUUCCUUAGCAUUCCAGGACUUGGUCUGCGUCUCUAUUUCAUCAUCCUCUGUGAAUCAGCAUUGUUCUCAGCAGUCUGAUGGAAGGUCUCAAAGGUAGGAAUGGCGUGGUCAUCUGGGAAGACCACAGAAGCCUAGCACAGCCUCGCUGGGGCAAAGCUUCACCCUGGGUGUGUAACAGCCAAGGAUGCCUUCAUUUAUCUUUAGAGUGUCAAGCUCUCCUAUGAGCCUCAAAACAAACUGAAUUCAGACGGACCUUCCACUUACCACCACCACACAGGUGUGGAGACAAAGAGGCUUGCCGUGUUUCAAAAAUCAAAAACUGGGUGAUUUUUGUCUCUGCACAUUGAAAAGAAGGGCAGAUUGUUGAACAUUGAAAUGCUGAUUGUGCUUUUUUAAAAUGAACCCAAAUUAUGUAAAUGAUUGAAUCCAAACAACCAGAAGAAAGAGGUGGAUGUUUGGUGCCCUUGUCAAGCUCUAUGCUUCACAGCUGGUCUCAUGUGGGCCCUUAGUUCUCCCUGUGUACACUCUCUAGAGAUGUGAUUGUGUCUGUGUGAUGCAGGCUGGUCUGUUCUCCAGCUUCCUUACCUUCUUCUCUUUGGUGAAGGUAAAAUGCAUAAUAAAGCUGAUCCUAAGGCUGA